AUGAGAGCGGCAUCAUGGACGGGCUCUCCCUCCAUCAAGGGCCGGUCGGAAGCGACGAGGAUGGCGCUGUUGACGUUUAGUCUGACGGGGGUUGCGUUUACAUGGGGUGUUGAAAUGUCUUAUUGCACGCCAUACCUGCUCCAACUCGGCCUCACCAAAUCGCGCACCUCGCUCGUCUGGGUCGCCGGCCCGCUGUCCGGCCUGAUCAUGCAGCCUCUAAUCGGCGUCAUCGCCGACCGCUCGCGCUCGAAAUGGGGCAGGAGGAGGCCCUUUAUGAUUUCUGGAGCUGUGAUUGUUGCGUUUUGUUUGUUGUUGCUCGGCUGGACGUCUGAGUUGGUUGCGACGUUUGUGCAGGAUAUUGAAAAGAGGAAAAAAGCGACAAUUGCUGUCGCGGUGCUGUCUAUUUAUGGCGUCGACUUUGCGAUCAAUGCAGCCCAAGCUUGCUGUCGAAGUCUGAUUGUCGACACGCUGCCAAUUUCUCAACAGCAACUAGGUUCCGCAUGGGCGAACCGGAUGCAAGCGAUAGGUUCCCUGAUCGGCUAUGUCGUCGGAUCAAUCGACAUGGUCACCACGUUUGGCACGCGGUUCGGCGACACACAGUUCAAGCAAAUGACCGUUGUCGCGGCGCUUUUCUUGGUCGCGUCUGUUUUGGUCACUUGCUACUCGGUGACUGAACGAGUGUUGGUUUCGGCAAGAGGGUCCGAAGGUCGAAAUGGCUUUUUCCAAGUCCUUUCGCAACUUUACAAGACCACCAUGGACAUUCCGCCUCGCAUACAGGCAAUCUGCUGGGUACAGUUUUGGUCGUGGAUUGGCUGGUUUCCCUUUUUGUUUUACAGUACUACCUGGGUUGGCGAAACGUACUUUCGCUACGAGAAUCCCGAAUUCGCGGCCAAAUCGUCAGAUACUCUGGGCGACGUCGGUCGUCUGGGCAGUCUGUCACUCGUGAUCUUCUCUUCAGUCACCUUUCUCAGCUCUGUGCUUUUGCCGUUUGGCGUGCGCUCGCCCGAUAGCAACAGCAAACGAGCCAACUUCACUGCGCGUCCUUCGCCUGGAAUGGCAGCGCUACUCCGACGCUUCAAGAAGUUCCGUCCCAAUCUGGCCACGGCCUGGCUUCUGUCGCAUCUGUUGUUUGCUGGAACCAUGGUUUUCGCUCCGAUGGCCCGGUCUUUAAGGUUUGCCACGUUCCUGGUGUCUAUAUCUGGGAUUCCGUGGGCUGUGUCUGGAUGGGCGCCGUUUGCCUUUAUGGGUGUUGAAAUCAACCGACUAGCGCUAGAACCGCCGACAACGCCGCGGCCAACAGCGACAAUGAUCACGUCGGCAACGUACCGAACCCAUGGCUACCGGCCUGUGGACAGCGUCGACCGAGACGUCGAAAUGGAUGUUCUCCGCCUGAACCACCGCGCGUUAGACGACGACAGCGACGACGAGUCAGUAGCAACAACCGAAGGCCCCUCGACUGGCGAACUUGCCGGAAUCUACCUGGGCGUGUUGAACGUCUACACCACGCUCCCGCAGUUUGUCGGCACGUUUAUCAGCUGGAUCGUUUUCAGUUUGCUAGAACCGGACGUCCCAGUCAAUGCCAGCGUCCCAGACGACAACAGCAACGGCAACAGCAAUUUAGACUCGAGCGCGCGCGACAACGGAUGGAUCAAUCUAGACACGGACGCGCCGAACGCUAUUGCGGUCUGUCUGUUUAUCGGCGCGCUCAGUGCGCUGGUUGCUACCGAGGCGACUCGACGGUUCCGCAAGCUGCGGUAG
This is a messenger RNA of Talaromyces rugulosus, 1758 nucleotides long. RefSeq lists its product as uncharacterized. Gene Ontology annotation, cellular component: membrane. The coding region runs from base 1 to 1758 and encodes 585 amino acids. Lineage: Eukaryota; Fungi; Ascomycota; Eurotiomycetes; Eurotiales; Trichocomaceae. Gene Ontology annotation, molecular function: sucrose:proton symporter activity. The transcript is spliced from 8 exons. The record is from RefSeq and is a predicted model, not a curated record.